CAGGCUGUGAACACCUUCCCAGCAGCUGUGGACCAGUUGCAAGGUCUGUAUGGACUCAGCGCCGUGCAAACCAUGCACAUGAACCACUGGACAUUGGGCUAUCCCAAUGUGCAUGAAAUCACCCGCUCCACCAUCACGGAGAUGGCGGCCGCCCAGGGCUUGGUGGACUCCCGCUUCCCUUUUCCCGCGCUCCCCUUCGCCACGCACCUCUUUCACCCCAAUUUUGACUUUCCCAACCUGGCCGUGGCCGCCACGCAGGAGGACCCCCCCAAGGUGGGGGAGCUCACCAAGCUGAGCCCCGGACUGGCGUCGCCCCUGUCGGGCAUCAGCAAGCUGUCCCCGGACAGGAAGCCCUCCCGGGGCCGCCUGCCCUCCAAGACGAAAAAGGAGUUCAUCUGCAAGUUCUGCGGCAGGCACUUCACCAAGUCCUACAACCUCCUCAUCCACGAGCG
Messenger RNA from Mesitornis unicolor (brown roatelo), 452 nucleotides. Its product is annotated as protein odd-skipped-related 2. Gene Ontology annotation, biological process: urogenital system development; embryo development; regulation of transcription by RNA polymerase II. Lineage: Eukaryota; Metazoa; Chordata; Aves; Mesitornithiformes; Mesitornithidae. Gene Ontology annotation, cellular component: nucleus. The transcript is spliced from 2 exons. The annotation marks the transcript as partial. Gene Ontology annotation, molecular function: DNA-binding transcription factor activity, RNA polymerase II-specific; RNA polymerase II transcription regulatory region sequence-specific DNA binding. The record is from RefSeq and is a predicted model, not a curated record.